AUGAUCCGCAUCCGCAUCCCUCAGCCCUCAGCCCUCACAGUAGUUGACAUAGGUUCCUAUGAAAAGGAAGGCGAUAGUGGAAUUUUUCUGAAGUCUGUUAUGGGUAAACAAGUAUUAAAUGGAUCGUUUGGUUUUCCCGAAGAUUGUGUAUUACCUGGGUCUGACAUAGUCGUACCCCAUGUGAUUGUUGGUGAUGAGGCUUUCCGAUUGCAUCACCAUAUUAUGAAGCCAUAUACAAAACAAGCAAGUAGAAACGAUGUAACGAAGAAAACAUUCAACUACAGACUCAGUCGUGCAAGACGAGUAACCGAAAACGCUUUCGGUUUCUGA
Molecule: messenger RNA, 330 nt
Organism: Macrosiphum euphorbiae (potato aphid)
Lineage: Eukaryota; Metazoa; Arthropoda; Insecta; Hemiptera; Aphididae
Source: the annotation of a GenBank genome assembly